UUCCCUGCUGAGAGAAUGGUUUAGGCUAUGGGAUCGGUGCGAUCUAUAUUGCCCCAUGAAAUUCCUGGGCUCGUUAGAAAGUUAUUGGGUCACCGUUCACACGGGUCACACUGGCAUGGCAUGCACGGUGACAGCACUCUCCCGUCCGCAAGGUGAAAAUGUUAAGCAAACUAUAUGUAAAAGCAAACAAAGCGGCUCGACAAGUGACAGUACCACUUCGCGAACUGCCAUGAAGUGUGGCAAGUGCUUAAGUAAUAGUUUUCCUGUGACAAGUGCUAAAUAGAAAGCUACCAUAAGAAUGAUGCAAGCUAAAAAUGAGGGCGAGGUGUCCAACAUGUGACAUAGUGGAUAAGAAGGUGUGGGACGACACAAGUCAAUGUGUACCUCCGCAAUGGCAGUGAUUAAGUGUGUAGAUCGUAUCGUGACAGACUUUCAAACACUCAUUGUUAGCGGAGCAGCAAACAAUUAGUCAUACUUGGCAGGGAAACCUGAGCAAAUGUGCUGAUCCUUCAUGUCACUAGCGACGCCUAGGACAGGUCAGGACGGCUCGCUGGCGAGGCGGUCACAGCACAAACGAGAUAGGGGUGGAAGAAUGUCAAAACUCCGAUAUUACGUCGUUAAGGUAUGCACUUCAUAGCGACUUCAAAGAAAAGAAGGGGCUAAAAAUGGAGAAGUUAACUCGGUUUAUUUUCAACGAGACGUGGUGCGAGUUUGUACAAAGUACAGAACACGGUGGGAAUGUUACGAGGCACAAGUGAACUGAACUCUUCCCCUCUUGUCGCCAUAUCAACGUGAUUGGCAGCUUGUCAGCGCUGGGGAUCAGAUGAUUGGGCCAAACGACACAAUGGAUUGGUCCACAGCCCCCCUAUCAGCUCACAAUGAAUAGUCUCCCCGCUCCCUAUAAAGCACGGUGUCAGUCCGAGAGUCGCUCGCAUGCCACUAGCUGGGUGCCACUGUUCCGCGUGCUUAGGGACUCUCCCGGACCGACGCCUCUGUAGCCAACACCAUCCACCACCAUGUUUUUCCACCAAACGCUAGUCUACACGAUUCUGCCGUUAGUUUACUGCAUGCAUAUGCACGCCAACGACGUCGACAUUGAGGUCCUGCAGUGGACGACAGGGGAAGAGGCAAACGUGAACAGCACCAGGGAGCGCCCGAGCGGGUCUUCGGUAGACGCGCCCCCGACCACCGGGUACCGGGAAGAGGCGACGCCGCCGGGCCCGGCAGAGACUUCCAAGUGCGGCGCGGCCUGCACGCGAGGACAGGAACGGGAGAUGCGAGUAGAAACCCUAAAAAAGCACAUUCUUGAUAAACUUGGUUUGAAGAGAUCACCGACCAUCCCCAGAAAUCGCACCCUUCCAAGUGCGCCUCCGAUGCAAAGUCUUCUCGAUCAAUAUGGAUUUUAUCCGGAUAGGUCAGGAAAUAUCGUAUCUGGAGAAGACAUUACACAAGCUUUCCAGGGAGAUUCUCCCGCCAGCUAUAACUACCACCUAGUGGAUACGGAGAGAAGACAUUAUGAAGAUGUCGCCGAGACAGAGACGGUUAUAACUGUCGCAACACCACCUCCAGUGGCGCCGUUCAACGAGUCUGGCUGUUGCUUCUUCAAGUUCGGUCGCCACGUCUCCAGAACCAAAGUGAACAAAGCGUUCCUGUGGCUGUACGUGAGAGCUGCAGAAAACAUGCAGUCCACAUCCAUCCCGCUUAAGAUCUACCGGAUCGCCCCGGCGUCGUCGUUCUACACGGAGCCGUACAAGAUUCUGAUCUCCAGCCAUAAGAUCACGGACGUGAAGCCGAACGAAGGCCUGUGGGUGUCGUACCCCAUCCGGGACCAGGUCCGCAGGUGGUUCCACAACCCGGCCGAGAACCUCGGCAUCGUCAUCGAGACUUCGGAGGCGGGGAAGGACCUCAUCGUGCUGGACCCCAAGCCCGGGGAGGAACCGAUGCAACCGUUCCUGGUGAUGCACACGCACGACCCCGGCACGGUGCGCAGGAAGCGGAUGGCGGGACUCAACUGCGAGCAGGACUCGAACGAAGAGCGGUGCUGCCGCUACCCUCUCCAGGUCGACUUCCGCGAGUUCGGCUGGGACUGGAUCAUCGCUCCCAACACCUACCAGGCCUACUACUGCGCCGGGGACUGCCCGCCCAUCUUCCUGCAGAAGUACCCGCACACGCACCUGGUCCAGCAGGUCAACAAGGCCGGCUCGGUCGGGCCCUGCUGCACUCCCACCAAGAUGUCCAACAUCUCAAUGCUGUACUUCGACGACGACGGAAACAUUAUUUAUGCUAAACUUCCCGACAUGAAAGUCGACAGAUGCGGAUGUUCCUAACUGGACAGUUGAAAA
Messenger RNA from Branchiostoma belcheri (Belcher's lancelet), 2342 nucleotides. Its product is annotated as growth/differentiation factor 8-like. Gene Ontology annotation, biological process: SMAD protein signal transduction. The record is from RefSeq and is a predicted model, not a curated record. Gene Ontology annotation, molecular function: growth factor activity; cytokine activity. NCBI's taxonomy places the organism in Eukaryota, Metazoa, Chordata, Leptocardii, Amphioxiformes, Branchiostomatidae. The transcript has 5 exons. Bases 1017 to 2327 code for a protein of 436 amino acids. Gene Ontology annotation, cellular component: extracellular region.